This is a messenger RNA of Mytilus trossulus (common blue mussel), 1642 nucleotides long. Its product is annotated as octopine dehydrogenase-like. The coding region runs from base 116 to 1327 and encodes 403 amino acids. Gene Ontology annotation, molecular function: oxidoreductase activity. The record is from RefSeq and is a predicted model, not a curated record. The transcript has 2 exons. NCBI's taxonomy places the organism in Eukaryota, Metazoa, Mollusca, Bivalvia, Mytilida, Mytilidae.
UUACCUGUUAUCAAUAAUACAUGACUAAUCUUCGCACAUGUUGUAACGAUUGUCCUUGUAACAACCGUCGUCGAACAUAUUUCAUCUUUACUUUUUGGAAACUCGAAAUUGAAAGAUGAAGAUUUUAAUAUGUGGUGGAGGGAAUGGUGCACACUGUUUUACAGCUUUAGCUUCAGCUUGUCCAAGUGUCGAGGUCAACGUUCUUACAGUAUAUGAAGACGAGGCUAAGAUGUGGACAGCUGCCCUGAAAAGUGAUGAAUUGACAGUUUCUAUAUCCAAACCAGAUGGGUCAGUAACAGAAACACGAUCCAAACCAUCAUUGGUUACAAAUGAUAUUAAACUUGCUGUGGCUGGAGUACAAAUCAUUUUUAUCGUUGUCCCCGCUUACGUUCAUCACAUCUAUCUCUCAUUGAUUGCCUCGUGUAUCCAACCAAAUACACUUAUAGUAGGACUUCCGGGUCACGCAGGGUUCGAGCUACAGUGCUUAGAUAUGUUAGGUAACAAAUCUAGCAACCAUGCGAUUGUUGGCUUCGAAUCUCUUCCCUGGGCAUGUCGGAUUAUUGAAUAUGGAAAGAGGGUUCAACUACUUGGCUACAAAGACAUUCUACAUGCUUCCUUCUUAGUCGGAACAAAUUGUAAUCUACAAUUUCCCGCCAUUGAAACAAUACAAAGUAUCCUUGGUUCCAAACCUAGAAUCAAGGUAGUAUCCAAUGUGUUUGUAAUUACAUUAAUGACAGGUUCGAUAAUACAUCCACCAAUUAUGUAUGGGAAAUGGAAGAACUGGGAUAACACUCCACUUCCGGUAAAACCUUUGUUUUAUCAAGGCGUGGACGAAGAACAGGCAAGUAUUGCCUCAAAUUUAAGUGAUGAGGUAGUGAAAACAGCAAAACAAAUCCAGGAGGUGUGUCCCGAUCUUGACAUGUCUCAAGUUGUCCAUCUAUCUGAUUGGUUCAAAUCACACUACAACGAUGAGGUAGGUGACAAAAGCUCCUUGAUGACGUCAAUGAGAACAAAUAGCGCCUAUGAAGGAUUAGUACACCCAAUGAAAGCCGUGGACAAUGGAUACGUUCCAGAUUUCGAAUAUCGUUACACGACCGAAGAUGUUCCAUUUGGUCUGGUUGUAAUGAAAGGACUAGCUGUAAUUGCAGGUAUAGCCACGCCUACAAUGGACAAGAUUAUUCUGUGGGCGCAAAGUAUUAUGGGAAAAGAAUUUAUCAUUGGAACAGAUCUUGUUGGAAAAGAUGUGAAGUUUUCGAGAGCCCCACAGUCAUUUGGCCUCAAUACUCUUGAACAAGUGAAAGACUACAUCAAGUCUCGUAUUCGCUAGAAUUCUUGUAUACUUAAAGUAAUAUGUGUGCAUUAGAAACGGAGGACAGACUCUAGGUAGCAUAAAUUAUUACCUGUAUUUGCUUUGUUUUUUUAUCAUGUUCACGGUUGUCAUUUAAUUAUGGGAUGCAUUUUAUUGUUUCUCUCUUUAAUUGAUUUGGGACAUUGAACUGUUAAGAUUUAAGUAAGUAUAGACAUUUCCAUAUAAGCAAAGAGAUAGGUAGACAAUCCAUCGUAUAUGUGCUCAAUCACAGGGUCAAAAUAGGAAGGUUGUUGAAUCCUGUUUAUAUAUAACAAUAAAGAGGUUAUAAUAUGU